AUGUACUCAAAGGAUAUACGUCGUGGUCUCAAAAUGAACGGCACAAGCACUGAAUCUUUUACCAAGAGCCGGUCAGGCAGUAGCCGAGUGCUCGUGUUCCUCGUGGUGUUAUUCGCACUGACAACUGUGGCAUUGGCAGUGGUGGUAGCACUGACCGUGCUGAAGGUCAAGGACAUAGCCGCCAGGUUGCGUGGCGCCAUGGAUACUAAGGUGAACCCAUGUGAUGACUUUUUCAACUUCGCGUGCGGUACGUGGAUCCAAAAGCACGUGAUACCAGAGGACAAGAGUUCGUUUGGCACUUUCACCCAACUUGGGGAUGACGUAAAUGUCAUAGUAAAAGGUGUUCUUGAAGUCGCCGACAAGCACGACGACCCGGAAGUGGUCACAAAGGCAAGAAAGUACUACAAGGCAUGUUUUGACGAAAGUAUUGGUUUGAGAGGAACUCUGACUGAGCGAUUAGAGGACGCAGGUUUGCAUGGGCAACACAGAGACGAAAUGGCGGACAGAAUGGCUGGAUAUUUGAUGCAGUCAAGAGCAGACAAUACGGAGAGACUCACCCACCUCAUGACGCUCCACGUGCACAGGUGUGCUACCGACGCAAAGGACUUGUUAGAUGUUGCCAAUGAGUUCAUGUCAAAUACAGCAUCGUGCACAAUCUAUGUGGCGGUAGAGAUCAAUGCAAGAGCCGAAGCCAGUGCCAACAUUGAUAGGGGUACUGUAGACGGCGGUCUUGCUGCGAGCAUUUUUGUGGGUGUUUUGAUUGUUGUUGUGGGCAUGAAAUUAAUCCGUAAAAGAUCGCAAUCAGGACGAGGCACAAUGACCGGAACUUCUGCUAGCGAGAACACAGCCUUUAUCCGAACGGCCCCAGCCAGCAAGGCGACGCUGAACACUAGCAGUAAUUCGUUGAGUAGCCAGGUGGAGGUAGAUGCAGUCCCGGAUGUUCGCAUGAAGGCACCAGAAUUGGUGACUGGAAGUCAGUUAGAAGCCCUCCUUCAAUUAGCACACCGGAGGGCCUAUCCCAGUCAUGUGCUCACCCUUGAUGAUCUCUUCACUAAGCAGUGUAUUACCUACAUUGCGACGAACAUCGGAGGGGAAGCGAAUCGACGCGACCUGUUCCGUGAGCUGAACAUCAUACCGGCGGUUUACGAGCCGGAAGAGGAAAAGUGGCUGAGGGACAAACACAAUUAUCCUGAUUUUAAAUACACUGUUCUGAGAACAUGGCUAUUUCAGAAUACAGGGACAGAAGUAGCCGAUCUUGCUCAUCUGUGCCGCUGCCUAGAGCGGUCCAAUCUGACUGUAAUUUCUGAUGCAUUGACUUCUAUGCACUUUGCUUACGCUACACGAUCUCAAGCGGCCGGUAGUGCUAGCUCAGAACGAGGUCAAAUGGACACGGCGUCGAAAGCUUCUCAGUUAGACCCAUCCGUGUGAGGCUUUUUUCGGCAUAGCUGUUUAACCCAGCUUUUCACAUUAAAUGACCUUUACAUAACGCCAGCAGACCCGAAUGAAUACACUGCAUUCAAUUCAUGGGCUGAUUUAAGCAUAAUCCCUACAAACAUUGGCAACAACUCCGCGUUUUGAUAGUAUAGGAUGUAACACUAAUCAAUGUAGGGAAAUGCGGACUUCUAAUUGUGUGUUCGUUUUGGCCCAGUUACAAUUACGCAUAACCGGUAAAUUCAAUCCCCAAGACUUUCAGGGUCAGUGCUGGGUAUUAAAAUCGUCAGGGGAAGACGAAAUGUACUAUUUAUCGACGCCUUAUGUUGAUCACACAGUAUUGCUUUCAAGAUAUCAAAUAACAAGAACUUUAGGGAAAGAAAUCAAUGAAAACAUUUCGGUAAAUGCCACUUGUCUUGCAUUGUGACACACACAACUACCGAAAUAGUAUAGGGUCCAUGAUAUAAGGGAAAUCGUUUAAUUAUAUAGUCACACAUGAGUGACGUACGCGGUCAGUGUGUCUGAAAAUCUUCCCUGUAAGCCAGCAUUGGCUAACGACUUUUUUCCACUUUGAUAGAAAAGAUUUUUAAAGACCCGCGUAAUGCGGAAACGUGACUUAUGCAAUAUGCUGCAGUCCGCACAGGCUAAUCAGGGACGACACUCUCCGCCUAAAUUGGAUUUUUGCUAAGAAGAGACUUCAUUUAAACGAAAAAUGUCAUAAAAGCGGAAAGUGUCGUCCCUGAUAAGCCUGUGCGAACUGCACAUGCUAAUCUUGGACGACACUUAACGCACAUGCAUUAUGCCCAGUUAUCUCAGAGCACGACUCAUAUGAUAAAGAUAUCGGAAGAUUAAUUGUAAUUUAAGCCCAGUAUUCCCAAAGCGAGGCUCAACUAUAGUUCUCGUUCUUAUACACGUUUUGACUUUGCUCCGGAUUUUGUCUUUCUAACUGUGAUAUCUUCGUAUUAUAUUUUUAUGAUCUUAAUUAAAUUUAUUUGCAAAAAUUUGAUUUCUUAUUUUUUAUGACCAUUUUCGAUGUUAUGGUCUUUCAACAUUUUCCAUCUGCAUGUACAAUAUGUUUCUGUAUAAAUUAUUGCAAUAAC
Messenger RNA from Dreissena polymorpha, 2531 nucleotides. RefSeq lists its product as uncharacterized. The transcript has 10 exons. Lineage: Eukaryota; Metazoa; Mollusca; Bivalvia; Myida; Dreissenidae. The record is from RefSeq and is a predicted model, not a curated record. Gene Ontology annotation, cellular component: plasma membrane. Gene Ontology annotation, biological process: protein processing. The coding region runs from base 1 to 1428 and encodes 475 amino acids. Gene Ontology annotation, molecular function: metalloendopeptidase activity.